AUGGCCAAAGCCUUGCUAUCCAGGCUUCAGUUUCAAGGACGACUUCAGAUCAGUCAGGAGGACGUCGUCAGUCUUCGGAAGCUUCUGCAGGAAGCAACCUUGACUCCCGAAGAGGUCUGCAAUGCAGCGCUGACCUGCGCCAAGCUGCUGCGCCGAGAUGCUGGCUUAUGGGAGGCGCUGAUGCCAGCACUUCAGCAGCACCGUGCAGAUCUGACUUCGCAGUGUCUGCAGAAGUUGCCUGUUUACUUUGCAAGAAGCAGGUGGCGGCCGGCCGGGCUGCUAGAGCUGGUGGCUGCUGCAGCAGAGCCCCGUGUGGCCGCUUUCGGGGGUCGUGGCCUGGCAGAGCUGGUCUGGGCCCAAGCGCGGCUGCGAGGCCGUGCGCCAGGACUCUUCGGUGCUAUCGCCAAUGCUGCCUGCGCCACACCGGACAGCUUCACCCCUCCGGAGGUCUCAAAGGCAGCCUGGGCAUAUGCAGCCUCCGCUUUGCGGGAAGGUGCUCUUUUUGCCGCAUUCGCAAAGACCUCCAGCGCGCGUAUCAACGAGUUCGGCUCGCAAGGCUUGGCAAAUUUGAUUUGGGCCUUUGCGACGCUCUCACAUCAAGAUGCAGAACUUCAGAUGGCUCUCAGCGAAGUGGCUUACCGGAGGAUGCAGAACUUCACACCGCAGGGGCUGGCAAACUUGGCCUGGGCCUAUGCCAAGCUUUUCCACAAGGAUGAGGUGCUCUUCAGCGGCAUUGCAGAGGAGUCCCUGUUGCAGCUCAGCUCCUUUACUCCCCAGAAUGUGGCGAACACGCUUUGGUCCUUCGCGAAGGUCCGCCAUGUCCACUUGGAACUCUUUGGCGCGGCCUCGGCGCAUCUCCAGCAGCAUGCGGGCGAGUUCAGCACGCAGGCGCUUGUGAACUCGGCGUGGGCCAUGGCUGAGGUCGCUUUGUACGAUGAGGAGGUCUUUGGGGAAGUUGCGGAUGCGGCAUCUCGAAAGAUUGAUGAAUACAAAGCACAAGACUUGUCCAAUUUGGUUUGGUCCUUGGCCCAAGUCCUGCACUACGACCAGAGAGCCUUGCUGGCAGUCGCAGAUUCAGCUGCAGCAAAGGCUGAUACAUUUACGUGUCAGCAUCUAGUGUGCGUGGCCUGGGCAUUUGCGCUUCUAUCUGAGCAGUGUGGAGAGUAA
Messenger RNA from Effrenium voratum, 1167 nucleotides. The record is from the annotation of a GenBank genome assembly. NCBI's taxonomy places the organism in Eukaryota, Dinophyceae, Suessiales, Symbiodiniaceae.